AUGGCCGACGGAAGCGCAGAAUCAAUCCAGCAGAAGAUCUCAAUCGCCCGCAGAGAUGCCGAAGCACUCAAGGACCGCAUAAAGAAGAAGAAGGAUGAGCUCGCCGACACAACACGUAAGUUCACCCGGUACUCCCCUCAUGGCUUGUCUAACCCUCUUCUGUANGUCCGCGAUGUCGCCCGCCAACGUACAGAGGCUCUUCCCCGCCUCCAGAUGAAGACCAAGCGCACUCUCAAGGGCCAUCUCGCAAAGAUUUAUGCCAUGCACUGGUCCACUGACCGAAGGCAUCUCGUCUCGGCUUCGCAGGACGGCAAGCUUAUCAUCUGGGAUGCCUAUAGCACAAACAAGGUUCACGCCAUCCCUCUUAGAUCUUCGUGGGUCAUGACUUGUGCCUACGCUCCCAGCGGCAACUACGUCGCUUGUGGUGGUCUCGACAACAUUUGUUCCAUUUACAACCUCUCCGCCCGCGACGGUCCUACCCGUGUCGCCAGAGAGCUUUCCGGUCAUUCCGGAUACCUUUCAUGCUGUCGCUUCAUCAACGACCGCCGCAUCCUGACAUCUUCUGGUGACAUGACCUGUGUGCUCUGGGAUAUUGAGACUGGCCAGAAGCUGCAAGAAUUCGCCGACCAUCUUGGCGAUGUCAUGAGCUUGAGCGUCAACCCUCUUGAUAACAACCAAUUCGUUUCCGGUGCCUGCGACGCCUUCGCAAAGCUUUGGGACAUCAGACAGCAGAAGUGUGUCCAAACUUUCGCUGCGCACGACUCGGAUAUCAACGCUAUCCAGUUCUUCCCCAACGGAAACGCCUUCGGUACUGGUUCCGACGAUGCUUCUUGCCGUCUUUUCGAUAUUCGCGCCGACAGAGAAUUGCAGAGCUACACCGUACGUUUCCGCAGACGCAUCUUCAAGUUCGACAUGACUGACCCUGAUUCUUUANNGAUUGGCGAGCCUGUCUGCGGUAUCACAUCCGUGGCAUUCUCCGUGUCCGGUAGACUUUUGUUUGCUGGUUACGAUGACUUCGAGUGCAAGGUCUGGGACACUCUUCGUGGCGAGAGAGUUGGCACAUUGCAAGGUCACGACAACCGCGUCAGCUGCUUGGGUGUCAGCAACGAUGCUCUUUCUCUCUGCACAGGUUCUUGGGAUUCGAUGGUAAGCAUCUUGACUGCAAGACUUGCGUGA
Molecule: messenger RNA, 1176 nt
Organism: Aureobasidium vineae
Lineage: Eukaryota; Fungi; Ascomycota; Dothideomycetes; Dothideales; Saccotheciaceae
Source: the annotation of a GenBank genome assembly